Prionailurus viverrinus (fishing cat) is the source of this 5348-nucleotide messenger RNA. It is a transcript of the gene TMCC3, whose product is annotated as transmembrane and coiled-coil domain family 3. Gene Ontology annotation, cellular component: endomembrane system. The transcript is spliced from 6 exons. NCBI's taxonomy places the organism in Eukaryota, Metazoa, Chordata, Mammalia, Carnivora, Felidae. Bases 519 to 1859 code for a protein of 446 amino acids. The record is from RefSeq and is a predicted model, not a curated record.
CACCGUGGACCGGACCUACUCCGACCCGGGCCGGCACCACCGCUGCAAGAGCCGGUGUAAUUUGCUGUUGCUGAUUUUGGCUGUGGGCGAAAAUAGCUCUCAGAGCAAGCAGCAGAGACGAGCCCUGUAGUGCUUCGAGAUGAAGACGGAGGCCGCAGCCUGAGCGCCGGUCCCUCCGGGGAGCGGACGCCCCCGUGGGCUCGGGAAGGUGGGGGGGACCUUGGCUCUCCCGGGCAGUUCGGCCCUCGGCGUGUCGUCCUCCACCCUGGCACUUGUUCUGGCGGAGGAACCUGGAGUUGUGCUUUGCUAACUACUCGUUCGAGAUCGCAGCAUUUGAGUGUCAGCCUCCCUGUAUGAAGUCCACAGUUUUGUAGCAGUUUGUUAUGAAAAUGACCAUGAACUCCAUUUGGAAGAAAACAUUGGUGAAAGAUCAUUGGUUACCUACAGUGAGAAAUUUUUGGAAGGAUGUCUGCUGGUUAACACAGAGUUAACCAGGAAGAAAGGUAGAGCGACAUGACAUGAACACCCUAAGCCUGCCCCUGAACAUUCGCCGAGGGGGGUCUGACACCAACCUCAACUUUGACGUACCGGAUGGCAUCCUGGACUUCCACAAGGUCAAACUCAGUGCGGACAGCCUGAAACAAAAAAUUCUGAAGGUGACAGAGCAGAUCAAAAUCGAGCAGACGUCCCGCGACGGCAAUGUUGCAGAGUAUCUGAAACUAGUCAACAGCGCAGACAAGCAGCAGGCGGGCCGCAUCAAGCAAGUCUUUGAGAAGAAGAAUCAGAAGUCCGCUCACUCCAUUGCCCAGCUUCAGAAGAAGUUAGAACAGUAUCAUAGAAAGCUCAGGGAGAUCGAGCAGAAUGGAGCCUCCAGAAGCGCAAAGGACAUUGCCAAAGACAACCUGAAGGACGUGCCGCACUCCCUGAAAGAUGCCCACGCGAAGUCUCGAACUGCUCCCCACGGCACGGAGUGCGGUAAAUCGGGCAUGCCGGGCGUGUCCCUCACCCCGCCCGUGUUCGUCUUCAAUAAGUCCAGGGAGUUUGCCAACCUGAUCCGGAAUAAGUUUGGCAGCGCCGAUAACAUCGCUCACUUAAAAAAUUCCCUGGAGGAAUUUAGGCCUGAAGGGAGUCCGCGGGCCUAUGGGGGCAGCGCCACCAUUGUGAACAAACCCAAGUACGGCAGCGAUGACGAGUGUUCGAGUGGCACGUCGGGCUCCGCCGACAGUAACGGGAACCAGUCCUUCGGGGCCAGCGGAGCCGGCACGCUGGACAGCCAGGGCAAGCUCACCAUGAUCCUGGAGGAGCUGAGGGAGAUCAAGGACACGCAGGCACAGCUGGCCGAGGACAUCGAGGCGCUGAAGGUGCAGUUUAAGAGGGAAUAUGGUUUUAUUUCUCAGACGCUGCAAGAGGAAAGAUACAGGUACGAGCGACUGGAAGACCAGCUGCACGACCUGACGGAUCUGCAUCAGCACGAGACAGCCAACCUGAAGCAGGAGCUGGCCAGCAUCGAGGAGAAGGUGGCCUACCAGGCCUAUGAGCGCUCACGGGACAUCCAGGAAGCCUUGGAAUCCUGCCAGACUCGCAUUUCUAAGCUGGAGCUCCACCAGCAAGAGCAGCAAGUCCUGCAGACAGACACCGUGAAUGCCAAAGUGCUCCUGGGGAGGUGCAUAAACGUGAUCCUGGCCUUCAUGACUGUCAUCCUAGUGUGUGUGUCUACCAUUGCCAAGUUUGUCUCGCCCAUGAUGAAGAGCCGCUUCCACAUUCUCGGCACUUUCUUCGCCGUGACUCUUCUUGCGAUAUUUUGUAAAAACUGGGACCAUAUUCUGUGUGCCAUAGAAAGGAUCAUAAUACCCAGAUGAAGCCGCGGGUUCCUGUCUUCAGGUUCUUUCAGAUUUAUGUUUUAAAGAAAACUGUGCAUCCUACCAAAUUUUCAAAUGAACGGGGUUGUGCUGACUCGAGGUGACCAGGCCUGGGCUGUGCAUUGUAAAUAACUACAGUUCCCUUCACACGGUAGUACUUGCCGGCUCAGUCCCCAUCCUUAGCGAAUAUGAAUCUGUUUCAGAGCUCUCCCCACGUCACUCACUGCCUUAAUCACACCAGAUCUUCUGCCCACCUGACUAGCCCAGCAUGGCCAGCCUCUGGUUAUUGAGCAUUUGGCAUAAUUAAUGAUCCAGAAGAAAAGGGAUUUUAAGUCUCUGUCUCUCUCUUAAGUCUCUAUCACAGUCGAGCUUCACUGUUGCUUGUGGUUGCAUUUUUUCCCUGAGUCCUGUUAGCAGCAAGGAUGUAGCAGGACUUGGGGAGGGGAAGUACACGCACUGGCCACGGUGAACCCUCGUGGCCUUUGAAAGUACAGAAAAUCCUGUGUCAUCCAGUCCACUUGUCCAGAGGACCCUAGGCCCCACCUGUUCCCAGUGUCCAUAGCGGUCAGUCGUGCGUGACUCACAAGUAACACGGAAAUCUUACGACACGCCUGUUGAUCCAUCAGACGUCUAACUUAGAUGUUUUGUCUUGCACUUUAAAUGGUAAGAUGCGAAGAUUUAUGAGUGGGGCUUUCACCUUCUAACAUCCAGGGAGCCACACAUUGAUUUUAUCUGAAGUGGCCGUUGAAUGCCUUGCCUUCAAGCAUGUAGAAAUUCUUCCAAAUCCCACAUCAAGCCAUGGCUUGAACAUCAGGGUCCAGUAAGCACGACUCUGGAGGUUUGUAUUUCAGCACAUCUUAAUUGUGAUAGACCCCCUGUGAGGAUGUGAUUCACUCUAUUCCCUGGCUUGCCAGGGAUCGCAAAUCUCACUCCACAAAUGAAAACAAAUGAUGCUCGUGUCGUGGGGUUUUUGUUUUUCUUUAAGACAACAGAAUUGUACUUUUAUAAAACGAAAGUGCACUGAGGUAGGCGCUCUGGAAGCAGGAGGGAAAUAGGAUGUGUGGUCUAAUGGGGUGGCAGUCGGAUCAGGGGGAGCAGUCGACCUGGAUGGAGACUGAGAAGGUCCUCUUAUGACCCUGUGAGACCAGCCGGAAUCACAUAGAUUGAUCCAGUGUCCAAGCGAAGGCUGUCUGUCACCUCUCGGGAUCUUCCUGGAGACAAGGGCCCAGGUAAUAGAGGGGCCGCGCUUCUUCCCCUGAGGUGAAAGCAUUCAGAAGUUAAUAUCCUCAACCUGCUUGAGGGAUUCUACUCCCUACUUUCAGCCCAGAUGAUACUCCCCUUUAAAUCUUUCUCUCUGUACCUACUGAAAAUGAAGUUAGAAGAUUUUAAUGGAAACGGCUGUUCAGUCCUGCCUCCUGCCACCCGCUCUGUUCUCUGAAGGCGUAAAGAUGUAUGUUAGUGUACAUUUUCUUCCAGAAAACAUCAAAUCGCCUGGAUUUAAAUUAAGUGCAAUAUUUUGCGAACAGCUGCUCUUGGGGAAAUCUCCUGAAAAAAAAAAAUGUGACAGUGCGCCAUGGUUUGAGAGAGUGGAACAGUCGAGCAUUUGGUACAAGUCCAGCGUGUGUGAGACUUAGACAACUCAAGCUUUCUUCUUUUAACUUGACAGUUCAGUGGUUUUAGUAAAUUCACAAACUUCUUCAACUGUCCCCACUAUCUAAUUCUGGACUCAAGCUUCUUAAAAACAGUAACGAUCAUUUCGUGAAAUCUUUGGCUGUUAAGCAUCUUGGAUUCAGGGAAGACGGAGUCAGCAGCCCUACCCCCAUCUCAUGGCCGUGUCCCCUUCCACCAUCAGACUCGCCCUUGUUCUGCCAAGUUGGCUGUAAAUACACUGUGAUCCAUCAAACCCAGGGGACGGAAAAGAGUUCCAGAUCCAGGGAUGGGAGGGAGAAAGAACGGUGUGCUUUCUUUCACUUCUGUAUUUUAAUGGCCAGCAUUCUCCUUCACCUGUGGGCGUCAGUCUCCAUUCGGCUGAGGGCUGGAUGCAGCUUCCACCUCUGGGUCCUGGUGGGCGCCUCUCAAUUUCUGCGCAUCUUUCUGAGGCACUUUGCAUAUGCCAGAGGUUGCGGCGGAUGUGGAUACUGCUGUUAUUUUUUAGAGAGAGGGAGAGAGAUUUCUAGCCCUUUGAGGUUAAGGGUUGCAGGGGAGGACCCAGGACGUGGGUCUGCUUCACUGGCCACCACGCUCCACUCGACAUUCGCUUUGACGCUUCCCAGACCUGCAUCCGCGUGUCUCCUCUCCGCUGCAGAAGUAGGGGAGGAAAUGGAAAGCCACACACCCCACCCCCUCCAGUCUGGAGCUGUUAACAGAAGCGGCUAGAAACUGGCUCUGCUCAUCCCAUUUGAUCAUGCCUUCUUUUGCACAGAAUCUGUACGUUCACCAGUUCUCGUUAGACGUCAGAUAACUUUGUUUUCACUUGGGUAUGCUCAAGCUACAUGGCAUGCUUAUUUUAGAGUCUUGUUGAAAGUUCAUGAAGCUGUUUAAUAAGUUGAUACACUCCAAGGAGACCUUUACCCUCUGUGGUUUACUGUUCUCUUAAGGAAUAAACCCUCCCAUUGUAUUUCCUUUCCCGCACAAGGGUAAGAUUAAGUAAAAUUUUAUACAUUAUUCAAUUAAAAAUAGUGAUCCAACUGGGAUAUAUCAUGGAAUUGGUUAUUUAAUUUACAUUUAAGUCAGCUAAUCCCUUUCCCCACCUUUCAUUCGUAGUAAAGAUGAAGCCAGUCAUGGGAUGGUCAGGCACCUGCUCACUCAGCAAACUGAGUGCUUUAAGAUACUGGACGUUGCAGGGGCAUCUGGGUGGCUCAGUCGGUUAAGUGCCGACUUCAGGUCAUGAUCUUGCAGUUCAUGAGUUCAGGCCCUGCAUCGGGCUCUGUGCUGACGUCUCUGCUUAGGAAUCCGUGUCUCCCUCUCUCUCUCUGCCCCUCCCCCACUCGUGCUUGUUUUUCUUCUCUCUCUCUCUCUCGAUAAUAAACAUGAAAAUUAAAAAAAGAUACUGGAUAUUGCAUUCUGGCACAGGAUUUUUUUGUGACAUACUAUUUUCAUGAUCACCAAGAUAAUGAUAGUUCACUGAGGGCAAAACAAAAAUGUAAAAAUCCUCUUACGUGGGUAUUGGAAUCAGUUAUCCCAGCUUACAUUUUGAGUAUGAUCAAGCCAGAACAAAACAUUGAAACCGGCCCCCCCCAAUUCAAACCACAGUGAAGCAGUAAAUAAAAGCACUCCACUGCUGAUUUUGUACAGAGAGUAGGAUCAGCCCCCGGUUUCUAGCAUGUGGUUUUGCUUACGUGAUGAGUAUGAACUGUUGACAGACUGAGAUCUCCGCUUCCAUUACGGCCCAAACGCAGUUGUCCCUCUCCAUCAAUUAGCAUCCGUGGGGAUUAGCCCAUCUACUUUGUCACUCUUGUUUUUAUUGGAAUAUUGCUAGGUAUGUUUACU